Molecule: messenger RNA, 741 nt
Organism: Pararge aegeria (speckled wood butterfly)
Lineage: Eukaryota; Metazoa; Arthropoda; Insecta; Lepidoptera; Nymphalidae
Exons: 3
Coding region: 16-741 (241 amino acids)
Source: RefSeq, a predicted model, not a curated record
CGCUCGCAAGACAAAAUGGCGGACUGCAACCACGUUGUGUUCCCGCGUAAAUUACUCAAAAAAUUCAUCAUGCUAUACAAAGAGCUGUCUUGUUUAUGGGACAGAAAAUGUUUGUUAUACAAAAACAGGAAGAAACGCCACGAGGCUGUAACGAAGUUGACGGAACUUGUGCAGGAGUACGAGUCUACAGCUACCAGGGUCCAUGUUCUGAGGAAGAUAGAGAGUUUACGCGCGUGCAUGAGACGGGAGCACAAAAAAGUGCAGGACAGCCGAUUGCAAGCUAGUAGUCUCGGGGAGGUGUAUACCCCGCAUCUGUGGUACUACGAUUUGCUAUCUUUCGUUGUGGGGGAAGAGGGGGACUUUAAAAAGCAACCAUCACCAGAACCGGAACAAGAAGAAGAUGAAGUAGAUGAGCCCGAACAAGAUGAUUCGUACGACGAGGUGCCAAACUAUCAACCCUACGGCGGCGGUCAGAACAGGCUGGAAGUAAGCGGGUCUCCCAUACAGAAACAGUAUAUGAACUACGAAGAGGACAAGUCAAAAAGGCACUGUACUGAAGUCGAUGAUGAAUAUGAUGCCAUUGGUAUAAACGUAGCAGCCAAACUAAGAGGAUUGCCGCCAAACGCGAGAAUAUUGGCUGAGAAACUAAUUAACGACGUGCUGUUCCAAGCUCAGAUGAACGGUCUGAACUCUUCAACUGUUAUAUCGACCCCUGAUCCCUUCAAACAAGACAUACUAUAA